Molecule: messenger RNA, 1110 nt
Organism: Dendrobium catenatum
Lineage: Eukaryota; Viridiplantae; Streptophyta; Magnoliopsida; Asparagales; Orchidaceae
Exons: 2
Coding region: 438-1094 (218 amino acids)
Source: RefSeq, a predicted model, not a curated record
CAGAUCGUCAAUUUACCCUCACGGAUCUUCAAUUUAACGGAGGUAGGGCUUUCCUCUUCGUUGCCGUUCGCGUGAGGUAGGGCUUUCUUCCUCGGCUUCGCUGGUUCGCGUGGGGCUUUCCGCAUAAGAGGUUCUUCUCUCCUGCGACGUUGUUCCUGUAGGAUCUAAAGUCGCGCCGCCGGCUUUCCGCAUAAGAGGUUCUUGAAAGCAAGUUUGGCUUCAAUCUCUUCACUGAAGUAGAGAAGAGGCUCGAUGGCUGAUGAGAAUAGGGAAUGAAGAAGAAAAGUUACAGAAGAAGGUGAAAAAAGAAAAAAAAAAUGAAUCUUUUUCUUAAGUAUCCUAUAAUGACGGCACUGUGUCGCUUUCAGCCGGCAUUUGAAUCUUUUGGAAGGAUGAUCCAUUUGUGUGGGUUGCCGGUAAACUAUUGGUUGAUAUAAAUGCAAGGCUACCCUUGCGGCAUACAGAUCCCUCCCCCAAGACAUAAAAGGAAACUAUCCCAUUCAUCUGACGAGGAGAAGGUGAACAACUGUUCAAUAAGUUUGGCUUGGCCGAGCAUUGAUAAAGUCGUAAUGGAUGCUAAGGGUAAGAAACCAAUGGAACACGCAACUGUUGAAAGCAUGAAUCAGGCAUUUGGAAAAUGCAACUCAUGUGCUUCUGUUUAUUGUGGAAACAACAAUGCUUACUCUUUUUCAGAGCAUUUACCAAUGACCGAUGACUCAGUAAAGAUGAUUGGAAAAUAUUUGCAUUUUUUUGAAAUGAAUGGGAACUUCACAAAUGCUCAGAUGUAUGAAAUACUAAAGAAGAUGGAUGAACCAUUCACAUCACCAAAGCACACUUUACAAGGUGAGGAAAGGUACCAAAACAUAGUUUCACCUCAAAUUAAUGGUGCAAAAUGUUCUGGUGAAGGAAUAUCUGCAUCAUUUAUUGAACACCAAGAUGAAGAUGUAGAUCUUAACCUGUUCCUUAAUCUUAUAAGAUCAAUAACAUGCAUGUCAAAAGAUCGAACAAUUUCUUCCACCCAUCAGGCAGUUCCAUCAACUUCAUUUUAUGAUGAAUUUCAUAAUGAUGAAAAUGCUUCUACUGCAUUGAGCUGAAAACUACCAACUCAUU